This is a messenger RNA of Salvia hispanica, 2533 nucleotides long. Its product is annotated as protein TPX2-like. Gene Ontology annotation, cellular component: nuclear microtubule; spindle. The record is from RefSeq and is a predicted model, not a curated record. Gene Ontology annotation, molecular function: microtubule binding; protein kinase activator activity. Gene Ontology annotation, biological process: regulation of mitotic spindle organization; activation of protein kinase activity; mitotic spindle assembly. Lineage: Eukaryota; Viridiplantae; Streptophyta; Magnoliopsida; Lamiales; Lamiaceae.
UCCAAAACGUUAAUAUCCUUCCCUCUCUCCAAAUCCACACACUCUCAUCAGUUACACUGCGAAUCACCGCAAAAUCGUCGGUUGUUUGAUCGAUUGAAUGGCCGCGGCGGAGGAGUCGAGUGAUCUAUCGAUGAUCGACGAGGCGUACGAGUUCUCGGCGCCGCGAUUUCACGAUUUCCUGGCGGAGGAGACUCCCGAGGAAGUUCGUAGGGCGGAGCUCUGGUUCGAGAGCGCCCUCGCGCACGCCCCUUCUCCAUUUAUGCCUAGAAUCAGAGCUACAAGAACAGUUCAACAGAUUCUUUGCAAUUUCAAUGAAGAACAGCAAAUGCAGAAGGCGCCAAAAUCAUCUGAGAGUGCAUCAAAUUCUGCUCAAGAAUCAGCUCCUACAUUACAUAAAGCAAAUGCAAUUGCAACAGAAGCAACGCAGGAAGUUCGAACUUGUAAGGAAAUUGAGAAGACAACAACACCUAAUGCAGAAAGCUCAUGCACUCUGCAAAAACAAAAUAUUGCACAAGGCUCUGUCCCCAAGGAAGCUGCUGUCCAAGGUCCGGAGAUUUGCUGCACUCCAGCCCCACAAAAGCCGAGGGAUGAUAUUAAGCUUCAGACAGCGAAAAAGAUUGCUAGUAUGCUGAAAAAUCCUUCAGCCAUUAGUUCAAAGAAACAGCUACCGAAAUCACAAGCAAAGAGUGCUAAACCUUCUAGUGUUAGAAGGGACACAAAUGGUAAUAAGAACAUCGCCGGAACUCUCAACUUUGCCCAUGAAAACCGUGCCAUAAAGAGGCAAAAACUUGAUGGAGGAAAGUCUAGACAGAUUCUCACAGUCAACAAACCUUUGAAUCUGCCUCACAAAACAAGAACUGGAGUGGUCAGCAGCAGCUCCAGCUUCGGCCUUGCAACUGCUAAAACUUGUAAAGAAGAUAGAAAGAUGUACGUUCGUGAACCAGCAGCGCCAUUUGUUUCCACGGCAGAAAUGAUGAAGAAAUUCCAAUCAGGGACAAGAGAGGUGUCUUGUUCUCUUUCUCAGAAGCCUAAGCUUACACUGACAAGGCCUAAAACACCUGAAUUCGAAACGUCUCAGCGCUUGCGUUCUGUUAAAAUCAAAAGCUCAGCAGAGAUUGAGGAAGAGAUGAUGGCUAAGCUUCCUAAGUUCAAGGCUCGGCCACUAAACAAAAAGAUCUUUGAGGCCCCAUCUUUACCACCAUUGCCAAGAAGCACGCCCCAGCUUCCAGAGUUUAAGGAAUUCCGUCUAGAAACAAUGUCACGAGCUACUCAGAAUGCAGAAACAUCUACUGUGGCCUCAGUUGAAUCCACAGAGAGCCAUCAAUGGAAACCAAGUCAUCUUACUAUUCCGAAACCACCUGUUCUUCAAACAUCUCUACGAGCUCGCCCUCCCAGGAUCAAAAGUUCUGAGGAGUUGGAGAAAGAGGAGCUUGAAAAUAUUCCACACUUCAAGGCAAGACCAUUGAAUAGAAAGAUAUUUGAGAGUAAAGGGGACAUGGGAAUCUUUUGUAACAUGAAGAAGCAAGUUACAAUUCCACAGGAAUUUAAUUUUGCCAUAGAUAAAAGAAUCCCUCCUCCACCAACUGCUGUUGUAGACCUCUUCGAUAAGCUUUCAUUAUGUUCGGAACCUCAACGUGAGAAAAUGCUCCCAAGAAAUACUACACCAAGUCCAUUCCAUCUCCACACAGAGGAAAGAGGGGCGGAGAAAGAGCGAAGGAUAGCUGAAGAACUCUUGCAGAAACAGUUAGAAGAGGAGAGGGCUAGGAUACCAAGAGCUCAUCCAUAUCCAUACACAACUGAUUAUCCUGUGAUUCCGCCAAAGCCAGAGGUGAAGCCAUGCACGAAACCAGUGCCGUUCGAACUGGAAAGUUUGGCAAGGCAUGAACAGGAGAUGCAGAGAGAAAUGGAGGAAAGGAUGAGGAUGGAAAUGGAAGAAGCUGAGAUGAGAAGAUUCAAAGCCCAGCCUAUCUUGAAAGAGGACCCGAUUCCACUCCCGGAGAAAGAGCGAAAGCCCCUCACAGAGGUUCAAGAGUUCAAUCUACAUGUCGAAAACAGGGCUGUCGAUCGAGCAGAAUUCGAUAAAAAGAUUAAGGAGAAAGAAAUGGUCUACAAGAGAUACAGAGAGGAGACAGAAGCUGCAAAGAUGAUGGAGGAGGAGAAGGCCUUGAAACAGUUGAGGAGGACUUUGGUUCCUCAUGCUAGACCAGUACCUAAUUUCGCGAACCCUUUCUUACCACAGAAGUCUGCUAAAGAGACUACGAAAGCCAAGUCCCCAAAGCUGCGCGUGAAUUAUAGGAAGGAGAAACGAAGGAUGGUCCCUGGUAAAGCUUCGGGUGCAGCAGCGUGCCAUAUGAGGUGACCGUGACCCGACCCCAAUGAUCGGUGUAGGGUGUUGUGUAUCGUUCAAGUCCCCUUGAACUACUCCAUGUGAAUCAUGUAUUUGUUUAUUAUUUUGUACAAGAGUAUGAUGUUAUUGUAAUGCAAAUAUGUUCAAAUGGUUGAAGAUAUAUAUGAUAAAUAAUCUCAUCUUUCA